CUGUUGGAGAUUAAACAAGUUCAUGGAAAAAUCGAAAAAGGAAUUGUGUCACUUGUUUUCACUGGAAAAGUUGGAGGAGCAGCUAAUGUCAGUGUAGUGUAUGAGAAAUCGCCGAACGGUAAUGUGGUGGUGUUUGCAGCUGAUGUGACACAGUUCCGACUAUCAGACAUUAUUCUGGCUGGGGCUGGAGUUGACAUUUCAAAAGUACCAUUCUUUGGCUCUCUCGCGAUCCCAGCAACUAGUUUUGCCAUCUCAUCAGACAAUUUCUCAACACUCAAUCUUCCAGACUUGGAUAUUCCUGGGAUUGCCACUGAACUGUUUCUGGAGACUAUUCCAAAAGGCCUUAAAAGUCAGUUCAGGGUAAGGAUAGGUAAAGCUGCAGGUUUAAUUGGAGAAUAUGCUGGGAAUGUACUUACAAUUAGUUCAUCAUCUUCUAUUACUUUGUCUCUACUUGACCUCAUAUCAGCUAUUCCAGAAUUGGGAGCCACCACCGACUCUCUUCCUAAAUUUCUGCAAGUUCUUAAACAUGCAAAUGUGUCAGCUGUUACCUACAAACCCAGCUCAGGAAAGCUCUUGGUCUCACUGAGCAUCAAUUCCCUGACAAUUUUGCCAGACUUACUCAACCUUGAUCAAGUCAGAGUGACUGUUGAUAUGGAUAUUACAGGCUCUCGUGCUUCAUCGGAGGAAAGCUUUGGAACAAGGGACCAACAAUGGGACCAUUCUGAUCAUGAUGUUCUUGACUACCAACAAAAUGCUGUGGUACAAGUUAUAAAACUUAAUGAACUUACUAUGGAAGGAAAAUGGAAUCUUCUCAAUAACUAUAUUGCCAUGUUUGUGAGGUAUGAUGGAAAAACAGGAAAGUUCAAUAUUCAAGGGAGUCCACCAAUCAACGCAAAGUCAUUGAGCAUUAAUAACCUCAUCAGCAAAUUUUCGACUGCGAAAAUUAACCUUCCUCAAAUUUCUUCACUGAAACUUGAAAAUAUCAGAGCUGUCUCAUCAUCUUCGGAUGUUUAUACUACUUUAAUCGUUACUGCUACAGCAGGGGCAUCAAAUAGAAUACAUAUCAUAUAUCAGAGAACAGGAAAAGGCCCUGGAAUCGCGGUAGCAGCCGAGCUACAAUUUUCCCUUGUCCAACUCGUAAAAACAGUAGCCAACAUUGACUUGAGUUCUGUCCCUUUCAUUAACUCAUUUGGAGAUAUAUCAAUGGCAUUCACUUCAUCCAACAGUCCUAUUAAAACUCAACUGCUACGGAAUUUGAUUGAGUCAGACUCUCCACUGAAGGCUUAUGUUAGAGGCAUUCCAGAAGGUGUCACAGCCUAUAUGAAUGUACUCAUUGGAGGCUGUGUGGAGGUCCAAGUAACAUACGAAAAUAAUGUAUUGAAAUUUGCAAUUCCCCAGAAAUGUAAGUUGACGCUCAGAAAUUUACUCUCUGAGAUUCCAGUGAUAAAGUCUAUUGCAAAUGUACUUCCACCACCAGUUAGUGAUCUGCUUGCAGGUGAUGUAAAAUCAAUUCUGUUUGACCCGCCAACGAAAGCUCUUUCCCUUAAAGCCCAAUUUCAAGAGUUGAACUUUUUCAAUUUGUUGGUCUUGCGAAAUCUCAAAGUCUCGCUUACUGCCACCUUGGCUAGAAAUGGUCGGGUUAAUUCAAUAUCAUUCAGUGGUGACCUUGUUUUGUGCGAUGUAACUGUCAUGACAAGCGUAUCCUAUAAUCAGAGAACACAAGAUCUGUUUUUUGAUGCUUCUCCUAAUCCAGGCCUGAGUAUUACAAGCAUUAUUGGUUGCCUCUUCAAGCAAAAUUUCAACAUUCCUUCAUUUCUCAAUGGUGCAAAGAUCACCAAUAUACUAGGCCAGAAAGUAGCAGACACUUUCACGUUUGUAAUGAGUGGAAGCAUUGGAAGCAAGUUUAAAGUAUUUCUGGUGUACAAGAGAAGUGUGGGAGAGAGUGCGCAAUUUGCAGUUGCAGCUUCUGUUGAGUCAUUCAAACUUGCUGAUCUUCUUAACGAAGCUGCAGGCAUAGAUAUUAGCAGCAUUCCGUUUCUCGGAUCCAUUAGAGUCCCACGACUUGGUCUCUCAAUUGCACCUAGUGGAGAUAUAGCUACACCUCUACUGAACAGAGUAGUACCGGCCUCUUCCCCACUAAAAAAGUAUGCCAACUACUUGCCAAGUGGCUUCACUGCUAUGAUAGACUUGUGGGUGGGAGGAAGUAGGCUUACUGGGAACUAUGUAAACAGAGUUUUGUCCUUUAGUCCAUUUGCUGGAGAACUUUCACUAGGCUCGCUGCUCAAGCAGAUACCUGGUAUUAACAUAAUUUCAACUGGAAUCACAGCAGUCUUCAAAGAUAUUUUAAACCUGAAACUCAAACGCUUUGUGUUCGACAUCCAACGGAAAGAAAUGGAAAUAACAGUAUACCUUAACAGGUUCUCUGUUUUUGGUAAGGGUUUGUCCCUACAAGAUGUCAACAUUAUGAUAAAUGCAACGUUUUCGGGGCCCACAACACUCUCAGUCAGGGCUAGUGGUGUCCUCACCCUUGGCAAGAAGAACUAUGCUAUCAGUAUCGACCGCAGUACAUCCACACAAAAUUAUGUAUUAUCAAUACACACCGAGAAAUUCCCUGUAAUUGGUCUGCUCACAGCGGCUGGAGGUGCAUUCCUUCCCGAAGACCUGCAGACUCUUUUGGGAAAGAUUUUUGAUAUAAACAUCUUGAAUGCCACUCUGAGAUAUCCAUUUGGAGCAAUGCCGAACCAUAUGCUUAUCUCAGGAAUGCCUCAGUUGUUUGGUUUAAAGACGGUUCACGUUGCGGCACUUCUGGUUGAGCAAGGAGGUCAGACCAAACUGAUUCAGAAGUACACUCUCCCAGGAUUUAGCAUCACAGAUUUGCUCAAUAAACUAUUUGGAAAGUCUAUACCAUCAAAGCUCUUGCAGAGAAAAUCCGACACCAGCUUAAUUGUCUCUCCAGUCACUCUGCAAAACAUGCCUUUAUCAGUUCCAGAGUUUAGGGACAUUGAAAUUAGUGAAGGAAUGUCGAUAUCCACUACAUUCAGCUGGCCAUCUAGCUGUGGCAGUGAUGCCUUUUGCAGGGUCAUGAAGACCCUCCUUGGAAAAGAGUCGAAACUUAGACUUGAGGGAGCAUUUAGAAAUGCUCGCUAUUAUUCUCUCACAGUAGCAGUAAGUGAUGUCAGGCUUGGAGGUGGGGUAGUGCUGACGAGAGCAGGCUUGCAGUUUGUUGGUGGAGCUGAACUGUCCAUUGGUCUUGUUGGUAGCAUCCAACUCAAAUCACCCCCAGUUACUCUAAAUGCUGCUAUCAGGCUGACACCUGGCGGUGUGAAACUUGAAGGCUCAAUGACUGGCUGUUGGAAAAGAGCUUUCGGGAUUCCUGUUUUAGCUGUAUGCAACCUUCUCAUGUCGAUAUCUAUUGCUCCAGUUGCUCCACCAAUAACAGGUCUUGAGUUUGGCGGCCGGAUUGAAAUAGGAAAUCGCAAGUGUGGCAUCAAUAAGCUCCUUACUGCUGAAGCAUAUGUGGGGAUAAAUACGCUCGAUAUACAGCAAAACUAUUUUUAUGCUGAUAUAGGCCAGCUGACAUUUCAGAGAUUUUUCGAUGCAUUUUGCAUACCAGUUACUCUUCCUAGGCCACUUGGAGACAGUGGGUUUCCAAAAGGGUUGAAGACAUCAUUCUCUCUCCUUGGCAAACAGCUCCCUCAUGCAGGAAUUACAAUACCAAUUGGACUCAGAUUCAAAGGAACUUACAGCAUACUUGGCCUUUCGGCAUCAGUAGAUAUCAAUAUCCAACCAAGUAGGCUGAAAGUAACAGUUGAAUUGCCCCCACUAAAUCUUUUGGGGGUUUUGAAGAUGUAUAAGUCAUGUACGGAAAAAUCAAAAGGCCCAUUGUUUCAUGUUGACAUCAGUGCCACUAAAAUGCCAGAGAUUGAAAUCAGUGGCUUUGUUGAGGUGUUGGGGGUGUCGGUUGAAGGAAGGCUCCUUAUAACAAACACCAAGUUUGAGGUCUUUGUUGAAGGCCGAAUUUUUGGCCUAUUUAUUGCAAGUCUUCGUAUCAGCACAGGAUACUCAAGAAUGUUACAGUGCACCGUUCGAAGUUGA
Geodia barretti is the source of this 4095-nucleotide messenger RNA. The record is from the annotation of a GenBank genome assembly. NCBI's taxonomy places the organism in Eukaryota, Metazoa, Porifera, Demospongiae, Tetractinellida, Geodiidae.